Messenger RNA from Epinephelus moara (kelp grouper), 5437 nucleotides. RefSeq names its product synaptotagmin Ia (gene syt1a). Gene Ontology annotation, molecular function: clathrin binding; calcium ion binding; calcium-dependent phospholipid binding. NCBI's taxonomy places the organism in Eukaryota, Metazoa, Chordata, Actinopteri, Perciformes, Serranidae. Gene Ontology annotation, cellular component: axon; dense core granule; synaptic vesicle membrane. The record is from RefSeq and is a predicted model, not a curated record. Gene Ontology annotation, biological process: cellular response to calcium ion; calcium ion-regulated exocytosis of neurotransmitter; regulation of calcium ion-dependent exocytosis. Bases 348 to 1616 code for a protein of 422 amino acids. The transcript is spliced from 12 exons.
ACACACUCUCUCUCUCCAAGACUCCCUUCUUCUACUCCAGAUGAGCGUGCCUCCUUGUCAGGGUGAGCAGAUUCGGAGCUGAAGGUGUUGCCAGUGAACUUCCAUUUGGAAAGGACGACAACAAAAGAAGGAGUCCCUCCAACUGAAGAUAUUAUCUGAGUGACUGCCGGUGAGCGUGGAGGAAACAUUUAAAGAGACACUGCAGCAGGCGUCGUCGAGAUAAAAGUGCCACAUCGAGCUCCCUCGGCGAAAGCAGAACUUGUCUGAAGCCCUUCCUGGGAUUGUAAAGAGGACCCAGGGACGACAGCGAGCUGCCAGCAUCUGCCUGGCUGCCCAGCAUCGCCACAAUGAAUGAGAGUCGAAGGGAAGCACUGGCGGCGGCGGCGCCCGAGCCCACCACCGCCUCCUCCUCCACGGCUGGCUCCAAUACCACCAACAUGGCCGGCCCGGGCACCGGCGAGAAGGACGAGGCCUUUUCCAAGCUGAAGGACAAGUUCAUGAACGAGCUGAACAAAAUCCCAUUGCCAUCAUGGGCCAUUGUCUCUAUUGCCUUCGUGGCGAUCAUUCUGGUGUUAGCAUGCUGCUUCUGCAUCUGCAAAAAAUGGAUAUUCAAGAAGAAAAACAAAAAGAAGGGCAAAGACAAGGGCAAGAAUGCCAUCAACAUGAUGGAUGUCAAAGAUGGAGCCAAAACCGAGGCCUUGAAGGAUGAGGAGGAUGCUGAGACAGGGCUGACUGAAACGGAGAAAGAGGCAGAGCCCAAGGAGGACCAGAAACUGGGCAAAUUACAGUACUCCCUGGAUUACAAUUUCACAGAGAAUACGCUCAUAGUGGGGAUCAUCCAGGCUGCAGAGCUGCCUGCCAUGGACAUGGGUGGCACAUCUGACCCUUACGUAAAGGUCUACCUGCUGCCUGACAAGAAGAAGAAGCAGGAGACGAAGGUCCACAGGAAGACCCUCAAUCCCGUCUUCAACGAGCAGUUCACCUUCAAGGUCCCCUACGUGGAGCUUGGUGGAAAGACACUGGUAAUGACGGUGUACGACUUUGACCGCUUCUCCAAACACGAUGCCAUCGGCGACAUCAAGGUGCCCAUGAACAAGGUGGACUUCAGCCACAUAACAGAGGAGUGGCGGGAUCUGCAGAGCGCUGAGAAGGAGGAGCAAGAGAAGCUGGGCGAUAUCUGCUUCUCUCUGCGAUACGUCCCCACUGCUGGCAAGUUGACCGUGGUCAUCCUUGAGGCCAAAAACCUGAAGAAAAUGGAUGUGGGAGGCUUGUCAGAUCCAUACGUGAAGAUCCACCUGAUGCAAAACGGCAAGAGGCUGAAGAAGAAGAAGACGACAAUCAAGAAGAACACCCUCAACCCUUACUACAACGAGUCCUUUAGCUUUGAAGUCCCAUUUGAACAAAUCCAGAAAGUGCAAGUUGUUAUAACUGUUCUGGACUAUGACAAGAUCGGCAAGAACGAUGCCAUCGGCAAAGUCUUUGUGGGCCUCAACAGCUCGGGGACGGAGCUGCGCCACUGGUCCGACAUGCUGGCCAACCCCAGGAGACCCAUCGCCCAGUGGCACGUGCUGAAGCCUGAGGAAGAGGUGGACGCUCAGCUCUCCACCAAGAAAUAGGCAGGGCCCUUUCAGCUCCUGCCUUGUAGUACUCUUUAGCCAGUAUGUGUAAAUACCUCAGUGAUAUAUGGGUCCAUCCAUGUAACCCCGCCCUCCCCACCCCCUCAGCUUUACCUCCUGAUAUCACAAACAAUCCUAAUUGUUCAAACUUCCUGCGACAUCCCACCCUCUGCUUUUUUUAUCAGGUUCCCUACUUUUCUUGCUUUGUUUUGUUUCGUUCCUCUCUGAUUUGUUUGUUCUCCAUCUCUGUGCCCUUCACCGCCCGACCAAAUGCCCCCUUCUUUUAAGCAAUAUGAUCUGUAUAGAUAGCGCAUGACUGAAAGAAUUUAUUGUACCACAGUUGUAUAUAUAAGUAUGCAGACAAAAAUGAUUUCUAGUUUAUGUGUUUGUAUGUUGUUACCCGUUUCCUAAUCUGUGUAUAUCUUGAUGUUUUUAAUAAGAUGUUCUAUUUUAAAUUAUGUAAAUGCAGAUAUAGAGGAAAGCCAAUAUUAUAUAUCCCAGGAUUUAAAAAUUCUACCUUAUUACCUUAUUGCAUUCCAGAUAUUAAAAAAAAAAUUCCAACCUGCAAGACACUAGUGGAAAUAUAUUCACAUUGUAAAGGACGAUGUCUGACUUUAAGUUCAGCAAAAGGAUCAUCAUGGAAAAGACAGAUGAAUAUAUAUACACACAAAACUCCAAAAUACAAGGCCAUUAACUACUAUGGUUCUGAGGGAAAAUUAUGCUGCUGGAAAUUAUACAAGCACAUGAUUUCUUACGACUUUUUGUACUUAUUUCUCAAUCAGAGGACCUAUAUGUUUAGCUUGAUGCACACUGUUACCAGAAACAAUAGUUAAACCAGUUAGCAUCUUUUUUUCGUCUUCAUAUUUGGCAGUUUAAGUGAAAUAGGUCCUCGUUUUAAAGGCCAUCGUUCACUUAUGCUGGCUCCUUUUCUUUUCCUGAAAAUGGAAAAUAUUGCCUCCGAAAACCAAGACUCAUUUCUCAACCCUUAACGAAACAGACCCCAUGUGAAAAAAAAAAAAAAAAGCACCAAGCUGUAGCCAUUGUGUCCUUAAGCUCGAUAUUUUGUUUACUUUGAACAGCCUUGUCGUUGUUAGAAGUAUAUCGCAUUUAAGCCGGGGUCCGAUCUUUCUUUGAGAGGGCGUUGAAAAAAAGAAAAAAAAAAAAAAAAAGAGUCGUGACUCUGGUUUUAAGAGGACUAUUUUUAGAGCAAUUCAACGUCUUGACUAUUUUUCGUAAACUGCAUGAUUUUUUUUACGAUCUUUACUAAAGGCUGGGACGGGGGGGAGAUCUACUGACACCAGGGGCUGUCUCUUCUGAUACGAUCCCCUUGCCUUCAAUCAGAGGAGAGGAAAAUCAAGAGUUAAACUUUUGGGUCAAUGUAUGUGAAUAUAUUGACGGAGGCGAAGCGAGUUUCUAAACACUGCCAUUUUCCAGAGGUGACUUGUGUAAAGACCCUCUUUUCAUGCACACUCCCACUUGCUAGUGGUUGUAGCUUUUGGUUUAUUGGGAACAAUGUCUUUGGCUGCAAUGGUGCCCUGAAUCGCAGUCUUUGCUUUGCGUUGCCUUCUCACAGUGACAAUAGAGCUAGCCAUGUUUUACUGCCAAUUUUAACUUUUAUGUGGCUGCUGUUUUGCACUGGAUGUCUUUGAACUAGCUUGUCGACUUCUUUAGGAACAAUUCUUUGGACGAUUGUUGGGCUUCGUUUCAGGACACCUGCAGGGGGAGCCAGAACUCCACCUGCUCGAUCAGCUUAAUACACACACGAAAAACAAAAGAAAGCAAUGAUGACAAAUCACGUUUCAGCCAACACAUCAGUUUUGUUUUCUCGUUGGCACCGGACUACACCAAGAGAAUGCGAAAUAACCGUAAAGUUAAUGGUCUGCGUAGGCGAUUAGUCCAUCAUGUCCUUUACUACGGGUCCAAUUAGCAAAGUUUUAAUCCAUGAAAACCAUGAAGUCUCUUAUCUCGGAGGAACCUCUUGCAUAUACUCGAUGCUAGCUUCAGGAGGACUUUCUAAAUGUUUUCAAUGUUAUUGUGUAGUUGAUAGCACUAUUAUGAAAAAGCUACUUGUCAUUCCAUAGGAGUCUCUGAGGACUGCUUUGUGUAUCACUGUGACUGCCGUGUGUGCUUAGAGAUGUAGACUUAUCAGUAGGUAGCGAAACCAGUUUGUUCUGUAGUGAUGUCGUAGCGUUUAAUGCCAUUUUCCCUUCUACACGCAGAGAAAGAGAAAGACAGAGGGUGCGCGUGGCGUCAAUGCCCGACUGCACACAAAAAGGCCGGACAGAUGUUCUAUCCAUGCGGGUCGCUUCACACAGCAUUUUGUUGAGCACUGUGCAAUACUUGUAUGUUCAUCCCGUAGUGUUAACGUGGGUGGCGUUGCCCGAGAAAAAAAAAAGAAGCAAACACCAGAUUCUAACCCUUGAGGAUGAUUCCAGUCCAGAGAGAUGUUUCUCCUUUCCAGUGAGAUGGUUAGGACACAGCACACGUAGAUUCAGCUUACAGGUUGGAGCUUGUCGACCUCUUUUUAGGGUUCCCUCCCUUUUCGCAGGUUCGUUUUUUCUCUUCUUGCACACAGUUCCAGCAUCAGACGUUUCAGGGAGUAUUAGUUAAAUACCAAACAAGAUUCUACAUUUAAAUAUCCCCUUAAAAUGCAUAAAUGUAUAUAUUUACAUAACCGUGUCAGAAAAAUGUAUAUCGAGAAUAAAUAUAGAGCGACAUGAACACGCAGAUAUCACUCUAUCCAUCGUCCAUAUAUUAUAUUUUAUCAUUAUUAUUUCAGUUUUUAUUUCGCACCCAACCUGUUGAUUUAAAAAACAAACCGUUUUAUAUUUGAGAUGAAAACUCUGAAUGUACAGUACGGACUGUGUUGGUGUAGAUUAACCGUGAGAUUAGAUGUACUUUGCACUUUCUGUUGUAUGGAAAAAAAUCCGUUUUGUUUCUAUUUUUUUCAACUGUUAUGAAUUUAUUUCAUAGCCCUUCAGGGUUAAAACCUCCCCUGUCUGCAUUCCAGAGUCAUUGAAUAUACUUUAAUACAGCUGCACUCCCAAAUCCCUCAGAGGGAUUUUAUUUAACAUGUUUCACAUAUGUAGAUUCAUGAAUUCCAGUACAGCUUCAGAUUUAAAUAAACAGAUUGAUGUAAAAGGCAAAAACGGCCUGAGCAAUUUGAUAUUAACGCAAAAAAGGUUGUACUAACGUAAUUAACCGAUCAAAGCUGAAAGAAAAUUAAGAUCUAAACAUGUAUAAAUAAAUGUAUCAGGGAAUCCAGUAACAGGAAGUGUUGCAGAUUGGAUUGCGAGGUGUGUGGAAACAAAACCACAAAGCCAUUACCUGCGCCGCAAAGCAACGCUCCUCUUACUGUGAUUUCCCACCAAAGUAUGCAUGCUUAAACAAAAAUCUCCUCUUGUAAAAAAAAAAAAAAACCUUAUCAAGCUCUCUGUGUGACAAGGAACUCCAGAUUCUCUCCAGUGGCGCUCGCUGACGAAAAAGCCACACUGACCUUUCAGAAACAAAGCUGUGUAAAGUAUUAGAAUCUGAUGCUGUAGAAAGAUCCUAGUUGCCUUUGUGUAUAUCAACUGCCUGCUUGAGUAUUUUGUGUGUGGAAAAAUUUUCUCUGUAAUCUUGUAGAACUGUUUGGGGUGUUUUUUCCUGCCAUAUCGCUCGCGGUGACAGCGAGCCGCCGACAGUUAUAUUUGCUGUGUAUACCUUCAUUUUUUGACGAGGUGUUUUACAGUUUUGUUUCACUUUGUGUAGUGAUUCACUCUGUGGAGUUUUCUGACUGUUGUUAUAUAACUUCAUAUACACAAAUGAUCAAUAAAAAUGUU